UUUCAGUAAUCAACACCUCUUUGCAGUGGCCGUUUCUUUGAUUGUAUAGUUUUCUCAACCUUACUUUAUAAUAGUGGUAACUUUGUGAUUUUGAUUUCAGAGCAUAUUUAUAUUCAACAAACCACCAUGGGUCCAAAAAUUUGUAUAAUUGGGGCAGGAUUUUCUGGAAUGGCAGCAGCGAUUCAGAUUCGAAAACAGUUAGGACUAACGGACUUUGUUAUGUUUGAUGAAAAUGAGGAUGUAGGAGGCACUUGGCUUGUAAACAAAUAUCCUGGUUGUGCUUGUGACGUGGCGUCACAUCUGUACAGCUUCAGUUUUGAACCAAACACAGAUUGGUCUCAGCAAUACUCCUCCCAGCCCGAAAUUUUGAGAUAUUUACAGAAAGUUGCAAAAAAGCAUGACCUUUACCGAAACAUCAAAUUCAACCAUAAAGUUAAUAAGCUGACCUGGGAAGAAAAUAUAAGCAAAUGGAGGGUUGUGGUUUACAACAAACGCAGCAAAAUGGAGAGCGAAGUUAUUUUCGAUGUCAUAAUUAGCGGGAUUGGAAGCCUUCGUAUUCCUAAUAUUCCAGAUGAAUUCGCGACCUUCAAGGGAACAAGAAUGCAUUCCGCAGAAUGGGACACUUCAGUCAAGUUGGAGGGCAAGUCAGUGGCGAUUGUUGGAAGUGGAGCGUCUGCGGUUCAGAUUAUCCCGUCAAUUGCUAAAAAGGUGGAAAGGCUAGUAGUAUAUCAAAGGCAUCCAGCUUGGGUAGUUCCACGUAUGCAGUUCAAGAUUCCAGAGUUUUUGAAGUGGUCUUUCGAGUCGCUGCCCGGUGUGCGAGGGCUUUACCGAUCCUACAUUUUCUUAAACCAUGAAUUCGUUUACCCUGCAUUCAAACAGGGGUCGCUUUUUCAGAAAAUUGGAAAAAUUCUGUCGGAAUUCUUUGUAAAUCAUCAACUUGGUCACAAUCCUGAGCUUAUGGAGAAAGUCAAACCCAACUAUGAAUUUGGGUGCAAACGCAUCACACCUAGCAAUAUAUAUUAUCCUGCACUGGCCCUCCCACACGUGGAGGUCGUGCGCAGAGAAAUCACUAAAGUUAAGGAAAAUUCAAUCGUGACAGAAGAUGGAAAAGAGGAGAAAGUCGAUGUGCUAAUUUUGGCAACCGGCUUCAACGUGCAAGAUUUCUUUUUCCCUUUGGAAAUCAAGGUAAAAAAUGGGGUUGACCUUAUGCAAUUGUGGAAGAAAGAGGGGCCAGCGGCAUAUAAAGGCAUUUGCUGUUCAGCUGCUCCAAACUUAUUUCACCUGUUGGGACCAAACUCGAGCCUGGGUCACAACUCGGUUGUGUUUCUCCUGGAAUGUCAAGUAGAUUACGUAGUGCAGAUAAUCAGGGAGUUGAUGGAGCGCGAGGCGAGCGUCGUGUGCGUCAAGGAGUCGGUGGAGGGGAACUACAUGGCUCAACUGUUGAAGGCCAUGGAGGGGACUGUGUGGGCCUCGGGAUGUGGCUCCUGGUAUACUGACCACCGCGGGGUCGUCACGGCCCUCAACCCCUACUGUCUCAGCAGCUGCUGGCUUCAAUUACGUAAAUUUAACUCCAACGACUACAACUUCCACUGACACGCUGACAUAUUAUUUCAAAUAAACUAAUGCUUCACUUUAAUU
This is a messenger RNA of Folsomia candida, 1638 nucleotides long. Its product is annotated as baeyer-Villiger monooxygenase. The transcript has 10 exons. The record is from RefSeq and is a predicted model, not a curated record. Lineage: Eukaryota; Metazoa; Arthropoda; Collembola; Entomobryomorpha; Isotomidae. Gene Ontology annotation, molecular function: NADP binding; flavin adenine dinucleotide binding; N,N-dimethylaniline monooxygenase activity. Bases 127 to 1593 code for a protein of 488 amino acids.